Molecule: messenger RNA, 1383 nt
Organism: Cladophialophora psammophila CBS 110553
Lineage: Eukaryota; Fungi; Ascomycota; Eurotiomycetes; Chaetothyriales; Herpotrichiellaceae
Exons: 1
Coding region: 1-1383 (460 amino acids)
Source: RefSeq, a predicted model, not a curated record
AUGAAGGCCGACAUUCGGGAGGAUGAGACGCUCAUCUAUGCGCCACCUGAUUCCAGUUCCUCAGACGACGAUAACCGCGAGCCCACCCAGAGCGCGCAUAAACAGUCCACGCGCAAGACUCUGAAACCCUCUUCUCCAUCCACGAAACGUAUUGCGAGCACAGCUGCCUCGACCAGACCCAAACGGCUGAAGCUGACGAAUAACCCUACGCUUGACACACUGAAACCCCUCAAAGACUCGACUUGCACCGACCCAUUUCCCGCAUGGGACUCGAGCGGGUCGCAGAAAAUAAAACCUCACAAGAGUUAUGCGAACCGCAGAUUCUUUCAAAAGCUGGAGCCCGUCGAGAGCAUGCCCCGGCCUCGCGCAGAAGGGGAGAGGUUUGUGUCUUAUGCCAAAGUAGAGAAGCAGGAAGAGAAGGCUUCCAAAACAACCUUCAUACACGUUGCCGACCUGCCUCUCCCAGGUAUUGUGAGAAAGCACAAGGCAGGCCACAAAAUGACCAUCCCACGCCUUCUAGGCGAGACACCGGAACCUAAAAAGGCGGAUUUUCGAUUACCAGAAAUACCAGACUUUUCAUCUUCCGGCGACGCGGAAAAUCCUGUCGCUUUUGAUGUGGAUUCGCCUCGAUCGGAAGGCCGUCGAAGGUCGGGGUCAACGUCGUCUUUGUCUUCCGUGGACGACAUGUUUCUACUCAUGCACAAUGACGAGUUCAAGAUAGAACCUGACCCAGCAUUGUCUGGAAUAUGCUGCCCGGUGUGUCGAAAGACUGUCCGAGACUCUAUCUCGCUCUUGGUUCCCGACAAUCUUCGAACCAUGCCUUUUCAACAACAGCAAAAGUUUUGUGCUCAACAUCGACUUGCAGAUGCACGGGGCCAAUGGGAAGAACGAGGCUAUCCUAAGUUAGAUUGGGAGAAACUGGAAACUUUCCGGAUACCAAAGAAAACCCAAGAGCUGAAACGGGUGAUCAGUCGGCAAAGAUCCUGUUACUACCUGGAUGAGCUGGAUGCGAAGAUCAAAGCUGCCAAGGGCAACCGCAGGGCCAUACGCAACUAUCUCAAUGAAGGUUUAAUUGACAUUGCUAAGCCGGGCUAUUACGGCCCCAAGGGUGCCCGAAUCAUGGUCCAUGCCAUUACAGAGUCACUCUCAAAGACUCUCAACAAGGCACUACAGUCGGAUUCGGCGCUUCGGACCGCUGGUGUCGGCGCAUAUGUGAGUGCAGUGUUGGUGCCUGAGUUGACUUUGCAACUGGUAAUGGAAGACAUGAAGUUACCGACGGCCAAGGAAGGCCGAAAGGUGCUGGACGAGAGUACUGACAUUGGGGUGCUGUUGAAUCCGGACGACGACCAUGUGGAACGCGAACAUGAUGGAGAGAACGAUUGA